UUUCUUGCACUACUUUGAGUAAUACAUUAAGUCGAAUGCUAUCGAAAACGUCUGGACCACUACGGGUGUUGCUAGGGGCAACGGGCAAAUUGAACGCGUUAACAGAUCAAUGCUGUCUAUAAUCUCAAAGCUGUCCGCGGAAGAUCCCUCAAAAUGGUAUAAAUUUGUUCCACAAGUCCAAAGCGCAAUCAAUUCACAUAUGCAUAGCUCAACCAAGAAGUCGCCGUUUGAGUUUAUGUUCGGCGUACAAAUGAAAAACCAAAUUAGUGAUAGAGUUUUGAGCGUGCUAGAGCAAGAAUGUGCAGAAAGCUUUGACACGGAGAGGCAGAAAUCUCGCGAAGAAUCCAAAAAGCAAAUACAGCAAGACCUCUACAAAAAGAAUUAUGACAAAAAGCGUAAAGGUGAAUACAUCUACAAAGAAAGAGAUCUGGCGUCUGUUAAACGCACACAGUUUGUCGCUGGAAAGAAGCUGGCGAGUCCGUUUCUCGGUCCAUAUGAGGUGGUAAAAGUCAAAAGGAACGGCCGCUAUGAUGUUCGAAAGGCAGCGCAGGUAGAAGGUCCGAAUGUAACAACAACAAGUGCUGACAAUAUGAAAUUAUGGAAAUACGUCGAACACAACGAUGAUUUAUUAUCGUCUGGGACAGACGAUGAGUAGUCAGAUGGCCGAAUGUAAAAUAUGUAGUUGGCAACCCGCUGGAGAACGAGAGAAGUGGUCGAAAGAAUGGAGAGAAAACGUCAAGUAGCAGAUGUGGUAGGAAUAAAAAAGCCAUCGUUCAUCGAAGAGUUGAAGAGGAGUCGCGAAUCAGUUGGUGGUCGAAUCGUAGUUCACGUUGUUAAGUGGCCAAAGUAGUUUUCCGUCGUAAAGUCGUCAAGUUGUCUAAGUUGAAGUGGUCGAGCCGUGAAGUCGUCGUAUUGUCCAAGCCGUUGCUGAAUCUCUUUUUAAAAUCAUUUAUUUAAUAUACUUAUACUUUUCAAUCAAUUUGUAAACUAACUGAAAUAAAACACUUUAAUGAGCAUUCUAUGCUUUAUCUUAUAGGGAUUGGCAAGGUUGCAUUUUGGACAAUAUGCUAUCGCAUUCUUCAACCCCUAUUCCAUGCGUUCGUGAAAUCCCCAUCUCACCAACUAGGCUACUUAAAAAGUUAUAGGCGAAAAUAUUUUGGUUUCCCCAUAAGGCUAACAUUGCAGUCCAAAUGUUUA
Molecule: messenger RNA, 1197 nt
Organism: Rhagoletis zephyria (snowberry fruit fly)
Lineage: Eukaryota; Metazoa; Arthropoda; Insecta; Diptera; Tephritidae
Molecular function (GO): nucleic acid binding
Source: RefSeq, a predicted model, not a curated record